CCUCCAUUACGGACGAGGAAACUGAGGCAUAGCUCUUAACUGACCGGUCUUCGGUCACCCAGGAGGUGAGAGGUGGGCUUGGUGUUAGAACCCAGCUCCGUCUGAUGCCGGAGUCCACACCCGCAGGCCACACUGCCUCGUCUUCAGGGUUAUUUGGAGGAGUUAAAAGGCGAAGAUGUGAACUGACCGGCCCCUUGGGCGCAGCAGGAACCGGGGUAGUAAAAACUUCUGAUCCCUCCUUUGGAAAACACGGAAACUGAGCUGGCUGCUCCCUUCCUGCCCUGGGCUGCAUUUGUAAAUCUGGAGCCUGGUUAGGUCCCUUCUCCCCAGCCUUGACGAGCACCACCCCAUUUGGCCCAGAAAAGUGGUUUCCAGGAGAGAAGGCAGGCGUGGAGCAGGACGCCUAUCAAAGAAUCCUGAACUCCCACGUUCUUCCCUCUUCCUGGCACACUCACCUCCCUGCCUGCGUCCGCUCUGCAACUCUGGGCUCCUGUGGCCUCUCCAGCUCGCUCUUGUAGCGCUGGCAGCUCUCCCUCGUACUGAACCAUUCCUGGCCCCCUGCAUGCCCUCCAGGUCCCACUCUUCUUUGAAGCCGCUCAGGACUCCUGUGAGCAGCCUCCAUGAGGCCCUGGACCAGUGCAUGACUGCCCUGGACCUCUUCCUCACCAACCAGUUCUCAGAAGCACUCAGCUACCUCAAGCCCAGAACCAAGGAGAGCAUGUACCACUCGCUGACGUAUGCCACCAUCCUGGAAAUGCAGGCCAUGAUGACCUUUGACCCUCAGGACAUCCUGCUUGCUGGCAACAUGAUGAAGGAGGCGCAGUCGCUGUGUCAGAGGCACCGGAGGAAGUCCUCUGUAACAGACUCCUUCAGCAACCUGGUGCACCGCCCCACUCUGGACCAGUUCACGGAAGAGGAAAUCCACGCGGAGGUGUGCUACGCAGAAUGUCUGCUGCAGAGGGCAGCACUGACCUUCCUGCAGGAUGAGAAUAUGGUGAGCUUCAUCAAGGGUGGCAUCAAAGUUCGCAACAGCUACCAGACCUACAAGGAGCUGGACAACCUCGUGCAGUCCUCCCAGUACUGCAAGGGAGAGAACCACAGGCACUUUGAAGGAGGGGUGAAGCUCGGUGUGGGAGCCUUCAACCUGACGCUGUCCAUGCUUCCUACUAGGAUCCUGCGGCUGCUGGAGUUCGUAGGGUUUUCAGGAAAUAAGGACUACGGGCUGCUGCAGCUGGAGGAGGGCGCCGCGGGCCACAGCUUCCGCGCAGUGCUCUGCGUCAUGCUGCUGCUCUGCUACCACACCUUCCUCACCUUCGUGCUGGGCACCGGGAAUGUCAACAUCGAGGAGGCAGAGAAGCUCCUGAAGCCCUACCUGAAGCGAUACCCUAAAGGCGCCAUCUUCCUGUUCUUUGCAGGGCGGAUUGAAGCCAUUAAAGGCAAUGUUGACGCAGCCAUCCAACGGUUCGAGGAGUGCUGCGAGGCCCAGCAGCACUGGAAGCAGUUCCACCACAUGUGCUACUGGGAGCUGAUGUGGUGCUUCACCUACAAGGGCCAGUGGAAGAUGGCCUACCUGUACGCCGACCUGCUCAGCAAGGAGAACUCCUGGUCCAAGGCCACCUACAUCUACAUGAAGGCCGCCUACCUCAGCAUGUUUGGGAAGGAAGACUGCAAGCCGUUUGGGGAUGACGAAGUGGAGUUGUUUAGAGCCGUGCCAGGCUUGAAGCUCAAGAUUGCCGGGAAAUCUCUACCCACAGAGAAGUUCGCCAUCCGGAAAUCCAGACGCUACCUCUCCCCCAACCCGAUCUCCUUGCCAAUCCCUCCUCUGGAAAUGAUGUACAUUUGGAAUGGCUACGCUGUGAUUGGGAAGCAGCCGGAACUGACAGAUGGGAUACUUGAGAUUAUCACCAAGGCUGAAGAGAUGCUGGAAAAGGGCCCAGAGAACGAGUACUCCGUGGAUGACGAGUGCUUGGUGAAGCUGCUGAAAGGCCUGUGUCUGAAGUACCUGGGCCGUGUCCAGGAGGCCGAGGAGAAUUUCAGGAGCAUUCCUGCCAAUGAAAAGAAGAUUAAAUAUGACCACUACUUGAUCCCAAAUGCCCUGUUGGAGCUGGCCCUGCUGUUUAUGGAGCAAGGCAGAAACGAGGAGGCUGUCAAACUCUUGGAAACUGCGAAGCAAAACUACAAGAAUUACUCCAUGGAGUCAAGGACACAUUUUCGAAUCCAGGCAGCCACACUCCAAGCCAAGUCUUCCCUGGAGAAUGGCAGCAGGUCCAUGGUCUCAUCAGUGUCCUUGUAGUUUUAUGCAGCACUCCUGGGCUGGAAGAUGGAGACAGUUGGACAGAGCUCCUGGAAACAUUUCAGAAAGAUCCCCUCCCCCUGCCCUGCCCUGCCUUUAGGGUCCCCCGAUGCUCCAGUGGGAUGGCACGACAUAGGUACCCACGGAGAAGCGAAGCCGGCAUGUUCACCAGUGUGACCAAGGGCCUUUGCCAAGGACAGAGCAGGCGGACCCUCCUCCCGCCCUAUCACACAUACGGGUACUUGUUUUUCACUGUGCUGUUUAAGAGAAUGUAUGAACAGUUUACAUUUUCCUUAGAAAUACAUUGAUGGGAUCAUAGUUUGCUUUUAAAAAAACUCAACAGCCAACCACCUGUAAAUCUUUGUUUUACCCAUACUGAUCUGGAGGUAAAUCUACAUGAUGCCAAAGACCAAGCUGCUGUUCGAACUUCAGCAAGGUCUCAGCCUCCAGGGCUGAAAGGACCCUCCUAGGAGUCAGGAGGGUCUGCACCUCAGGCUUUGAGGCUUCUGGGGUCUGGCAGAGAGCUUGCACACAGACACCCACUACCUUACUUCUUACACUUUAUUUUCACUCCUUUUGUAACUUUCCAAUUUAAAAAAAUCAAACACGUCUUUCUAGUGAGGUAAUUUUCAUUUGAGUCCAUCUGUAGAAAAAUCAAUCUCCACCAGUAAGGAAUGGGGAUGCCCAGGCCUGACAGAAGGGGCGCUUUCUGUGCCAAAGCCAAGAAGUUUGGGGUGGGGGAGCUUCUGAGAAACCAGACUGCAUCCUCGCUGUACGCCAAACUGGGACCACUGGGGAGAAUUUAUGGAACAUAAAAAUCUUCUAUACUUCACUCCGAGGUACAUUUAUUUACUGACAGCAUUUUUUUAGAAGUAGAAUGGUUAUUCUUGGCUUGUUGUAUAUGUCUUAGAUUUUUCAGUCAAGAUAAAAGAGAGAUUCAAGUAAUAAAACUUACACACUUAAGAGAUCAUGCAACAUCUAUUUCAGUAAAAUAUGUGUUGCUUGAAUUCUUGGGCAGGGCAGAAAGUCUGGAUCAGAAGCCAUAUGGCCCAUGUAUGUUUUAUUUAGACAACAUGAUGUUUUAAAAUUUUUAGAAUAAGUUAUUAACAUUUGAAAAUGGGGAGAUUUCACAAAUAAAUCUGGUUUCUGGCCUCUUAUUUAAAAAAAAAAAAAAGACGUGGCAACCUUGGGCCUCCUUCCCACAAGGCCACGGUCUGUCGCAGCGCAGCAGAGGCUGCUUUCAACACACACCACCUUUCUGGCCCCUGAAAGCAUCUGAAUUUGCAACCUCUGGGACUGUUAAAGUGAGAACCCAAGUUCAGUAACAAUACCAAGUUUCACCAAUCACGAUCUAAUGACAGCGUACGUCAACUUAACCCUGUCGCUGGAGGAAAAGGCGUGCACAGUACAAAGAUUCAUCUGUGCAAAUGUGACUCCUCAACUACAUGAAUGCAAUUUCUGUGAGGGAAGAACCACACACAGCUUUCCCCACCUUCCAGCAUUGCUGUAUUUAGCAAACACUUCUGAGCAUUUGCCAGGGGCUGGGCGGGUUAAUCUAUUAAUAUACAGUCAGCCGGCCUCCUGCGACCGACACUGAAUGAUGUCAUGGCUUUUAGGUAAAGCAUAUUCUCAGUAGGAAAAAAACAAAAGAAAGCAGAAAACCCUCAUCCAAGAUUCUCUUUUGCACUAAGUACUGUCAGAGCAGAAAUUUCUCAUUUUGUUGGAACCAGACAAAAGAAUGUUCUCCAUAGAGAAGGAGCCCUUUGCAAUCUCUCUCUCCACCAAAGCCUGGAUGCUGGGAGACCAGCCUGUUCCCAGGUUGUCAGGGAGGCAGGGUGAGCGGGGUGACUGGAGCCAGGCUGCUGAAUGAGGGUGGCCUUUUGUGGUUCCCCUAUAUUAGAAGCUACCUACUGCUGUAUUAAAGCAGCCCUGGUCACAGGAUACCAAGUAUAUUAUUUGCAAAAUUGCAGUUUACAAAAAACUUUCAACAUUCAUUGUACUUGCUUUUGCUUUUAAGAUUUUAUGCCAGGAUGGUUUCCUUGUCUGUGUUUGUUGUUGCUGAUUUCCUGCUGGGCUUCAUUAAUUAGCCUAUGUCACCCUUACCUCUGCUGCCCUGGCUGCAGUCUGGCUGAUAAGAGAAAUCCGUGGGUUUUGCCUCCUUUAUCCCCACUGCAGCUUCAGAUAGUCUAUCAAAAACAGGGAUGUGAAGGAGGGUGAAGACGAGCGGUGUCUGACACCACAGCCUUGUUCAGAGGCCUCUGAGGGUGAAAAUUCUGUCCUGGGCUUCUCAGGGUGUCUUCUCUGAGCAGCUUCUGGUUGUUGCUUCUCCAAUAGUGCAGACCUUUCCAGCACAUCUGCCCUGGAGAGGCAGCUAUCAGGUGGAGAGCUGGCCUGGAAAUAAGGAGACCUGAACUCCAGUCUCUGCUUUGCUACUGAUUUUUGGAGUUACCUUGGGUCAUGGACCCUCUAAAAAUUAGUAAUUUGGACUAAAUUAAGGUUCUUUCCUGCUGUCAACAGUUCUAACUCUGGUCAGGUCUGUUUCUCGGUUUUCAACUCCAAAAUGAAGGAACAGAUUUAUACCUCCCUACCUUUGCCAAAGCCCUGUGUCCCCAAGCAAGUCAACCAGAAAUGCUAGGUUUCUUCAAUCAGAGACCUCUACAGUAGGCCGGGAACCCAGAGAGCAAAUAAUCCUCAUUUGGGAAAAGUCUGAAUCCUGUGCCACACAGAGGAACUCAGUCGUUAGGAAGUAGCAACUGUGUAACAUGAUCUGAACAGGCCCUUGGCAACGGAAAGUCUCUGUCUGCCUCUCACUGGUCCCAGGCCCUGGGACUGGCAGGCUGGCUUCCCGCAGUGUUCUGGUCCCUAUCAGCUCUCCCACAUGUUGGCAGGAUGCCCUAUUCCUUAUCUCUCAAGCCAGAAUGGGAGUUUUUCCAAGACAGCUAUCGUCAUUCACAGCAGAAAGCUAUGACCUGGCCACAAAGCCAGGACCCUAAAAGGCCAAUGCCAACCCAAGACUUGGCUGAGGUCCAAGCGGGAGAUUCCCAGCAACUGAAGAAUGGCACCAGGUUUUCAGAAAGCCCCAGCCUGCCGAAUGCUAGACUCAUUCAACAACGGAAUAAACUCCAAAGACAUUUUUCUCUGGAGUUACUCCUAAGUGUACUUCUAAGAGGACGGGGAGUGGACAACAGUCUUCUCCAUUUUUGCUCCAAAUGUAAAGUCUAACUAACAGUGUGCCUUUUCAACAACAGUUUCCUUAUGUCCUUAGCACCAUCACAUUAAUUCAGUAAUAAAUGAGAGGUGCCUGGAGUCCAGAAACCAAGCAGCAAAUGGGAACUUCUCAUCCCCGCCCUCAGAGGCAGCUUCCCACGGUUAGAAGGGGCCUUUCUGCUUGGGUUCGCACAGCUCCUUUGACAUCUAGUGCAAAGUUCAUUACUGCCCAACAGGGUAAGUCCACAAACAAGGAGCUGUACUUGGGGGCUUGAAAAACCCAUUUCUAAAUGAGCAAUCUCUGAAUUGCUUCUACUGUAUGAGUCAACUACUGAGUGACAAAACGUAAAGAGCGCCUCCUUUGGGAAGACAUACAAUUACUGAAGAUCGCUAUGUACUUCUAAAAGUUGACAUUCAAGUUUAAUCAGACACAUCACAGCUAACACCUCACAAAUGACUAGAUUGGACUGUUUUUCUUCACUUAAUUAACAAACACUUCAGAACACCAGACACCAUAUACUUGGGUGGAAGAAUAAUGGCUAAUAAGCGCUCACUAUUUACCAGUUGCUAUUCCAAGCACUUUACAUGUAUCUAGUCCUCAUCACCGCCCUAUGGAGUAGGGACUAUUGCCAUUUUACCGAUGAGAAAACGGAAACGACAGGUUAAAUAACUUGCCUAAGAUCACACAGCUAUUACGCAGCAGAAAGCUCUGAAGCCAGGCAGUUGAACUCUAAAGUCCAUGCUUUGCUAAACUGCUGGUCAAGCUGUAAAGUGAUCCAAGUUGGAUCUGACUUAUAUUCAUUCUUGAGCCACACACUGUUAAGGAUGGAAAAUGUACUGGCUAAUCACUCCACACACUAGAAAUCCUUGGCUUGGAACACAUGGCGCGUGUGUGUGUGGCACAGUCCCCCCAGGCCACUUGGCAUCAUGAGGUAGGGAUAGGGUCUAAGUUGGACAAAGCCAAAAGAAAAAAGACAACCUUUAAGCAACAGUAUUUGCUCAUAAAAUCAAGGGAUGUUGGAGGAAAAGGCAUGAUCUAAUCCCGUUUGAUAAGUGGAGUUCCAGUCAGGUACUCCAGAGAUGGGAAGUGAAGCCUGAACAGAUGCAGAGGCUCAGGCCUGGACUGAGGCUUGAGGGGUACAAUCCAUAUGCCAGAAGAGGUUUGGUAUAAGACAGUAAGAGGCAGGAACAUUAGCAAACUGGGAAGCAUAUGAUGCUAAAGGUUCUCAAAGAAUUUUAAGUUUAAGCACUUAAAGAGUGCUGGAUGGCCAAACACAUCAAUCUGUGGGUCAGAGUGGUCCAUGGGCAAGAAAUCUGUCUCCCUGGACUAGAGCGGAUUUCCAGACAGCUAUCUAUGGAAGAGAGGUUGUGAGCAAAUUCGUAGUAAGAGAAAAGCCUGAUGUACUGAAAAUACCACCUUUAAGUUCUAUUAAUUACAUGGGGUGGUGGAUAAAAGCAGACUGGAUUCCAACUUAGUUUCAAGUACUUCCCCGCUCUGAGGAUCAGCUUACUCUUCAUACAAUAGUGCUAAUACCAACUGCUUCACAGGGUUGCUGAGGAUAAAAAGAAAUCAUAGCUGCUCCUCUAGUAUAUUAAGUGAAUUUAUUGGCCGACAUACACUGUGGGAAGGCAGUGGUGGAUUUGGCCUAGGGGCUGACUAAGGCUUCAGUGCCUUAAUUAGGGCUUCCCCACCUUUUGGCUUUGCUCCUGUGUUAGAUUUAUUCUCUUGAACCGGCUUCUCCGCGUGGCAGGGGUACAUGGCAGCUCAGACCUCACAACCUUACAGCUUUGUGACCAGAAGAAAAGGGCUUCUUUUCCCAGCUCCAGUGUGAAAAAUCCCAGAUAAGGAUUCUGAUCAGUGUGGUGUGGCUCAAAUGUCCAUCCCUUAGACCCGUGGUUCCCCGGAUCAGCAUUAGAUCAUCAGGGAACUUGCUAGAAAUGUAAAUUAUCAGACCCCACCCAGACUGUAGAGGUAGGGCUGAGCACUCGGAAUGUUAAUAAGCUCUCCAGGUGGAGCUGAUGCACACAGAAAUUCGAGAACCAGUGCCCAAGAAAGGGAGUGAGGUACUACAAUUGGUCCAUCUUGGGUCGUAGUUCAAUUCGGGGUUAUUACUAAAAAAGAAGAUGGGGUACUGGGCAGACAAAAUCAACACGUAUCCACUGCAUGUCCUUUCUUUCACGUUGAUACACAGGAACUAUGACCGGCCGCCCUCCCGGGAGAGGGGAGGACGAGGACAGGAGGAUUUGCAGUACUGGUUAGAGGAGGCUUACCAGAAAGCCGCCCACCAAGGAAGAGCCUUUCCCUUCUUGCCACUCUCAGAAAUCUUUAUAAGAUCCUUAUUUUCCAGUGGGAAGCUCCUUGAUGGUGGCUCCCUCUCCAGCAGAAAUGCUCAGAUUCCUCAGGCCCUCUCUUCCGACUUUCUCCCUCCCUUCCCUUAAUAAAUACCUGUUGAGCACCUAA
Molecule: messenger RNA, 7961 nt
Organism: Equus quagga
Lineage: Eukaryota; Metazoa; Chordata; Mammalia; Perissodactyla; Equidae
Gene: TTC39A
Product: tetratricopeptide repeat domain 39A
Exons: 19
Coding region: 563-2293 (576 amino acids)
Molecular function (GO): protein binding
Source: RefSeq, a predicted model, not a curated record